Messenger RNA from Numida meleagris (helmeted guineafowl), 7268 nucleotides. RefSeq names its product fibrous sheath CABYR-binding protein-like. Bases 4687 to 6303 code for a protein of 538 amino acids. Lineage: Eukaryota; Metazoa; Chordata; Aves; Galliformes; Numididae. The record is from RefSeq and is a predicted model, not a curated record. The transcript has 8 exons.
CAAGGGUAUCUCUCUGGAGAUCCCUACCUACAUGGGGCCUUCUGCAGGAAACUUCCUGAAUAGAAUUUUAUGUUAGAAUAACUGCUAUGAAUACAGGAAUGAAGGGAGUCCAAACGCCAACAUUUAUCCUCUUUUCUGAUCAGAGGCAUGGGACUUCUGAUCUGACACACCUGUUUCUGUAUCCCAGUAAGAGUCCCAGACGCAGAUUCAACAUCAGAGUCUAACUUCUGAGAAAUCCACACUGGAAAGCACAUGAAUACGGAUGCAACACAUGAAUGUCGGUGCAUUUGCUUCAGAAGAGACCUCAGCUAAGUUCCUAAGUGUUGUAAUUAGAUAUCUACAUUAAAGUAGGAUUAAAACAGGUCUACUAAAGAAAUGAAGUUGUUUUUUUAUCCACUAACAGACAACAGAGGAAAAAUAAGAUUAAAUAAGUGCAGUGUUGUCCCUUUCCCAACCCCCCUUCCCCUCCCCCAUUUUUUUUAACUAUAUGCACCAAUGGGAUUGAAAUGUUGCUGAGCUAUUACUGUCAGUUCUCUGUCUUAGAAAAGGCAGGGGAAGAAUUAAAACAGGCUGCAAUCCAGCAGCUAGGCAGGGGUCUGUUACUCUAAGCACAGCUGGAGGGCUGCAGGGAACAGAUGCACAGUGUUACAAGUGCCAGCUCUGAUAGUUACAUGCUGUAGUACAGAAGAGCCCUUAGUCAGGUAAGUGCUUUCACAUGAGUUUUAGUUAUUACUAUUAGUGGAAGGCUGAGUAACAUUAAACCAACAUGAAAACUGACUAAAGGUUACAGAAUUUGUUAUUACAAAUCUUUUGCAGUUAGCUUGGAGUCCUCUUGGGGUGAGGGUGGUAGAGGUAAGAGCAAGUGUUGUAACAUGAGAUCUGACAUCAUCUGAUUUAUUCAUUUGUUUUUAUUGUUACCUACUUAAUUCAUCACUUAAAAAUGAAAUUAUUAUAACUAAAUCUUGGCCAUAGCCACAAAAAGAGUCAUCUUGGAAUGGACUAGAGAAACAGCACGCUCGUAUUUGAGUUUGUAGAAUCAUAGAAUAACAAAAUGGAAUCACAGAAUGGUUUGAGUUGGAAGGGAGCUUAAAGAUCAUCUAGUUCCAACCCUCAUGCCAUGGGCAGGGUUAAUAUCCACCAGAUCCAGCUGCCCAGGGCUUCAGCUGGCCAGGCCCUGAGCCCCUCCAGGGAUGGGGCAUCAACAACUUACCCCUUGCACUAUCACUACACUCCUUGAUAAAGAAUCCCUCUUCAGCUUUCCUGUGGGCUCCUGUUAGGUACUUGAAGGCCCACUAUAAGGUCUCCUUGGAGCCUUCUCUUCUGUUGUUGGAGCAGGUUGAGAAGAGAAGCACAAAGACGUCAAAGGGCUGGAGCACCUCUCCUGUAAAGAAAGGAUCAGGGAACUGGAUUUGGUUGGCUUGGAGAAGGAAAGGCUCUGGGGAGACCUCAUUGCAGUGUUCCAGUAGUGAAAGGAAACUUCUAAGCAGGAAGGGGAGUGACUUUUUAGAUGAACUAAUAGUGGUAGAAUAAGGUGGAAUGGCUUUAAACUAGUAGAGUGGAAAUUUAGGUUAGAUACUAGGAAGAAAUUUUUGCCUCAGAAGAUGGUGAGGCACAGGAACAGAUAGCCCAGGGAAGCUGUGGAUGCACCAUCCUGGAGGUGCUCAUGGCUGGAUUAGAUGGGAUCCUGGGCAGCCUGAUUUAAUGGGUGGCAACCAAACAUGGCAGGGGUUGGAACUAGGUAAUCUUUAAGUAUAUUCUUUGGAAAUGGUGUACUUUUCUGCUCUUAGGUCUCUGAUGUAGGAAGCAUCUCUACUUCCACACACUGAAGAAUGACAAUAUGACCUGUUUUUCACAGUGUUCUUUGUUUUGACAUAAGGCAUGUUUACCUCAGUGCCAAGAGGUAUCGUAUCAUAUGCUAUUAAAUAUGGUCGUAGUGAACCAACCAUUUAAGUACCACAACUAAGCCUAAUAGAAAGCACUGAUAAAUAUAUAAUUAACUCUAAUUAAAAUAAUUUGAAUUGCUUUUAUCUAUUGUUUACAGUUGCCUAAAACAAUCUCCAUAGGUAUGCUUUCAGUAAGCUAGUUUACAUGGGGGGAAUGUCUCAUCAGUAUAAUUCAUUCUUUCCAGGUAAUAUUCUUCUGUAAGGGAAACUUAUAGUUUAUCCAUAUGCUUCUGUCCUAGACCUUUCCUGAAAAUCAUUUGAAAGCUAGAACAACUGCUGUUAAAACCUUUGCUUGCUUAUGACGUGAUGAAUGCCAGCACUGAAGUGAAAGGAUACAGGAACAGGUUGUAUCUGUGACUACACAACGUGGAAAAAUAAAUUGUUAAUACAGUAAAGCUGUGAGUGAACUCAUCCCCCCACCACCACUGCAUCUCCCAGUCUCAGAGCUCUUCUUUUACCUUUGCUGAAAGAAGAGUUCUCUAAGAGUCCCUGUUUGUGCUAGACAGUGAGGGUAUUGUAGCACACGAAGGAGGGCUGUAAAAGCUGAACUGCGGUGUAACUGAGGCUUGGGAAGUUGCCUUAGGCUACUCAACAGCAGCAGCAGUGGGCCAGAAAGCCACAAAUGGGUUGUUAUGAGAAGGAUAAGGAACUAGCUAAACCUUUAAAGAGCUGAAAAAUUUCUGCAGUGGGAGUAAAAUAAAAAUGGUUUGUAAGGUGUUGGCUGCAGACAGUGUUGCUGGUCUGUUUUUAAUUAUAAUGUGUAACUAUGCCCAAGGAACCUUGCAGCUUGCAUUUUUAAGCUUGAAUUUGUAGAGCCUUACAGGGAGCUUGAGCUUGGUGCUUGCCAAGCCUGGAGUUUCCUCUUGAGCUUGCAACAGAGAUAGUGAAGCUUCAGGAAAGCUUUCUCCAUGUUUUACCCUUUCCAUCUUGUUUUAACUGAAAUGUAACUUAGUUGUUACUAAGCAUUGCUAUGCCAGCCUUGCCUAGAUCAAGUAAGGCUGGAUUAGGCAAUUUUAGCAUAGCCAUGUACUUGUGCUCCAGUGCUCUCUCGUUAGCUAGUUUCCCUUUAGUUAGUUAGUUUUUAAUAGUCAUUAAGUUCUGAUAAUUUGAAAAUCUUAUGGUCUAUGAACUUAGGUUGAAAGCAUGCUUCUACUAGUACAGCUUCACUGUUUGCAGGAAGGCAGUAAAUGUGAUUCAAGUUUAUGCACAAAAUCCUUUUAAGAAUACAUUGAAUUUUAAUGUUCCUCCUUAAAUUCUAUGGUUUUUGUUGUUUUCAACAAACCUGCAUUUGAAAAUAAGAGUAAAUAUAACGGAUAGUUUAGGAUAUAGUUUUAAGUGAACAAAAAUCCUUCUUUUGAAUUUGUACACACCUGCUAUCCUUCCACCCAGCUUCUAUGGAGCUACAGAGUAUAUCUGAACAAGAAAAUCACAGUGCAAGUUCCCAGUCAUUACCUUGCUCACCUGGGAAUGAGAAAUAUCUCAGCUUCACCUAAUGACAUAAAUAGGUGGAAAUAGGAACUACUUUACUGCUUUAUAGCAGAAUAGAAGGUGAGUUUGCCAUGUAAACAUAUGGGUUCACAUAGAAAAUAAAGUCAUAAGAAAUAAACUUGGUUUGAUAAAAAUAGUACCAAUAUCAUGUCAGUUGUCACUUCCAUAAUUGAGUCUUGCUUAACAGAUGUUUCAUGAAAUUUGCAUAGUGAUGCUGACGUUGCUUGAAGCUUUUCCUGCAACAUAUGCUGCUGUAGGUUUUUUUAGGUCAGUGAUUACUGUACACACAAGAAUACAGAAGAAAAAAGUGUUCCUAAUCCUUUAUAUUGUAUUUGCUGUUGUUAAAUCAAUAGGCAAAAUGAUAAACCAGAGCUCAUCUUCCAAAAAUCAGUUUCACUGUUUCCAUCAUAUUAAGUCAUACUUCGAGAAAGCUUCUAGACUCAUUCAGCAGAAGAUUCUUCUGGUUAAUUAGCUAAUAACUGGAGCCAAGCCCAAAUUCGAACUUUAUAUGCCUAGCUUGCCAGUCACAAACGUGUCUGUUAGGGGCUUGAUGGAUGAGACACCUCUAGUUUUCAGAGUCUUAGUUUUGUACCCAGUUUUUAUCUGAAAGUUUUAGAUUUUUCCUGUCUAAUAAACUUUUAAAAUAGGAUAAAGCCAGGUCAAAAGCUUGAUGAAGGACAUGCCAUCUCAGAGGGAGGUCUAGUAGAAGCAGAUUAAACUCCCGUUCUUUGUUGAGCUCCAAACAAUUGCCACUGGUCUGCAGCCAGAUUUGCUGUCUUUUGCUGACAUCCAACAUCAAGAUCCAGCCUAUUUGCUGUUAGAAAAAAGAAUUUGGUGUGCAGCUAGACAUAACAGUCUCAGUUGUAGAAAAAUGCUAGGCAGAGCAUUAAAUUCUGCUUGCCUAAAUUUCUUUUUAGACUACUUUUGUUGUGGUUGUUGUUUGGUGUUGUUUUUGUUGUUGUUUAAUUGAGUGGAGGACCUUUUUAUCUUGAGAAAAGAAGCUAGCUUGUUUCACUGCUAUUGACCUCUUAUUCCCAAAUGCCUACUGUUGAAAGAGCAAUUAUUUUUAUUUUAAGUGCACUUAUCUGAAAAUGAGAACCUGUUUCAUCUUUUAUGUGCAGAUCUCAAGGCACUUUACACAACAGGAAAGAAUCAUUAUCCACAUUCACCACAAAUGGAAAGGUGAGACACUGGAAGAAAUACAGGGCCACCAAAGGGAUGGCAGAAAAGAUGAUAUACCUUCAAAGACUGUCUGAUGGCUAUCCAAGAAGCCAAGCUCUUUUACUGGAGUAAGAGAUUCAGUUUACAGAUCAAUCGGCAGACAGCCUGGAGCUCAGGCAGGCACUUCCCUGCAGCAGUGACUCCAGGGAAGGGAGACACAGCCUCUGUCAACCUUGCCAUCUUUGCCAAGGUGGGCCGUAGGCCACAUCAAGCUGUGCCGCCAGGCAGCUGGAACCAGGAAUCAUCCCUCCGUGAGGUUCAACAGCCAUCACUAUCCCACCUGGAGAGCGCUCAUGCCUCUGCAGACAGGAAGAAGCUCAGGCAGGCACUGCCCCACAGCAGUCACUCCAGGGAAGCAAGACAGCCUCUGUCAACCUUGCCAUCUUUGCCAAGGCAGGCAAUGCCGCUGGCAGCUGCACCGCAGCAUGCAGCUGCUGCAAAAACACAUGUUCCCAAACUGCCCGCUCUGCAAGCACCAGCCUCCAUGCGUUCUCCAAGAGGCAGAGACCAUGAGCUAAUCCCGUGCCCACAAGGCAAUGCUCAGCAGCACGAUAUGGCAGCAAGGACCGAGAGCUGGGAGGCAGAUAGGCUAGUCCCUGUACCCCCUCUGAAGCCUGCACAUGCCACCCCCAAGUCACUCAGGUUGGCAUAUCAGAGGCGUCCAGUAGCCGCAAGACCAAAACCCAGCCAGAAACCGGCAGGUCCAAAGCAAGACGCACCCACCAGCUCUCUGGGAACACCAACAAGAAGUGCCCAGGUGCUGACCAUCAAGGCUGAGAGCGGCCCCACAGAUAAGAUGCCACCAGAUCCCAGUGCUGAGGGGGGCACAAGAGAUGCUGACGGGGCUCCUACCUCACGUUCUGAAGCAACACAACAGGCAGCAGAGGAUGGUGCCAAAGCUGCUGGCAUUUCUGAGAGCACACUGGGUGCCAAGGACACUGAAAAGAGUCCACGCUUCAGGAAAAAAUUACGCAAGUUCAUGUCCUGCUCUCGUUGCAAAAUCCGCUACCUUCCUCUGGAGGUAGAGAGGAGAGACGUCACUGCAAGACAUGCUGCAACACAGACAGACGAAGUCCCAGUGAGAACACCAUCUGGCGAGGCAGAGGCUCGGCCUGCAGCUUCUGGUGUGGCUGUGAGCUCUCAGCACGAGGCAGACAGCCUGGAGCUCAGGCAGGCACUGCCCUUCAGCAGUGACUACAGGAAAGAGAGACAGUCAACUUGUGGAGAAUCCCUCUUGGUCCCUGCACCCCCUCUCCAACCUGCACAUGCCACCCCCAAGUCACUCAGAUUGGCAUAUCGGAGGCGUCCAGUAGCCGCAAGACCAAAACUCAGCCAGAAACUGGCAGGUCCAAAGCAAGACACACCCACUGACACUCUGGGAACACCAACAAGAAGUGCCCAGGUGCUGACCGUCAAGGCUGAUGAGAGUGGCCUUGCAGAUACAAUGCGACCAGAUCCCAGUGCUGAGGAGGGCACAAGAGAUAUUAAAGGGGCUCCUACAUCACCUUGCCUAGCAGUGCAAGGGCAAGAAGACGAUGGUGCCAAAGCGGCUAGCACUUCUCAGGGUAUUCCAAGUGCUGAGGACAUUGAACAGAUGCUCCUAUCCUCGUGUCUUUGCCUUUCCAUCUGCAUUGUUCUGGACAAUUUAUAGGAAGAGUAGGAAGACAUCCCUGGGAGAGGUGCUGCAGCAGAGGCAGCCAAAGUCCCAGUGAGAACACCAUCUGGCGAGGCAGAGGCCCAGCCUCCAGCUUCUGGUGUGGCUGCGCGCACCACAUGUGAGGGGCACCAUGCACCUACCCCCACCUCGCUGCCAGAGGAUAUUCGGACUUGGGAGACCACAAGACAGUGCUUUUUUCUACGGGACAAGUGGGAAGGCACCCCUGAGUAAAAUAAUAUAGCAGGGGCAGCCAAAAUCGCAGCAAGCAUGUCUAGAGCCUGAUCUGGUGAGGCAGAGGCCAAGCCUUCAGCUUCUGGUGUGGCUGCAAGCUCUCAGCACCAGAUAAGGAAGGAACACGUGGUUGUCAACAGUGUGGGAAUCGAAUGUUGAUUCUGUAUUAAAAUAAGAUUAGAAUUUUCUUGAUUUCAUGGCCUCUGCUGUCAUUUGGAUCAUUUAUCAAAAUCUAGCUAGUAACCAUUUAUGUAUAGUCAGCAUGAAAAUAUAUGUUGUACUUUGUCACACACAUUGCAAGAAUAUCCUGCACAAAUUAAAAGGACAAGUCAUGACAUGUCUUAGAGAGGGCCUGAAGAAGGUAUUGAGGAAGGCCUGGCACCUCUCCAACCCCCUACGGUGCUCUUUGUUUAACAAAGGAAGCGUCCUUCAGAGACAAUGGAAGAAGCUUUGGAGAAAAUCACCGUAUCAACAUGAUAAGAAGAGUACCGAGACAUCUUGGAAAUAACAGGAUGGCGACUGAUUGGCACAAGAUAGAACAAGUGUCAGAAUGUAAUUAACAAAUGUAAAUCUUCGAUAAGACUGUGAACCUGGAGUACCCACCCAAUGGGGAAACAGGGCAGUGGGUAGGCAAGGGGGGGUAACAAGGUACAAAAGCUGUCAUACUGUAUCCAUAGGUGCGCUCCUGUUUUACAGGACACCCGCCAUUGCAAUUGCAAAUUAAAUCU